Thyridium curvatum is the source of this 1536-nucleotide messenger RNA. RefSeq lists its product as uncharacterized. Bases 1 to 1536 code for a protein of 511 amino acids. The record is from RefSeq and is a predicted model, not a curated record. Gene Ontology annotation, molecular function: FAD binding; catalytic activity. NCBI's taxonomy places the organism in Eukaryota, Fungi, Ascomycota, Sordariomycetes, Thyridiales, Thyridiaceae. The transcript is spliced from 4 exons.
AUGAAGUUGUCACAGGACCUUGUGUUGGCGAUAGCAGUGCUUGGGACCGUGUCCCAUGUCAGUUGGGCACAGAUCCUUCGACGAAACCCUAUGUGUUGUGCGGACGGCAAUCAUAUCAAGGCAGAGCUAGGGCCACUGCUAUCUAAAGGAGCAUCGGUCUCACUGAGCUCUUCGCCAGAAUGGGAAGACCUCGUGGAGCGAGCCACCUCGCCCAGAGUCGAGCCAUCAUUCGUAGCCUCAAUCGAGGCGGCCACGGAGGAAGAUGUGCAAAUGACGAGUUCAACUCGGUACAUACAGGUCAAAUACGCCAAUGAGCACGGCAUCCCGUUUCUUGCGGUCACGGGCACCCACGGCUGGCCGACGACUCUGAACGAGUUGAACUGCGGCAUCCAGAUCAACAUGCGGCGCAUGAACAGCACGCAGCUCCACGGAGGUGCCGACACGGCGACCAUCGGAGGCGGAACAAGACAGUACGAAGCCGUACGCGCUUUGUACGAGCAGGGCCGGAAGGCGGCUGUGACUGGCCUCUGCGAGUGCGUAUCGGUCAUCGGGCCCCUCCUUGGCGGAGGCCAUAGCAUGCUCCAGGGACGGCACGGCUUUGCCGCGGACAACCUGGUCUCGGCCCGCGUGGUCCUGGCCGACGGCUCCGCCAUUACCGUCUCGGAGACCCAGCACGCCGACUUGUUCUGGGCGAUCCGCGGCGCGGGCCACAACUUUGGCGUCGUCACGUCUUUCGAAGUCGAGGUCCACGACGUCGCUCCGAAGUGGACGAUGGUGGCCCUGGCGUUCACGCACGACAGGCUCGAGGACUUCUUCCGGACGUGGAACCGGCUCGAGGCCGAGUAUGAGGAUCCCGCGCUCGUGCUCAACGGCAUAUUUGUUCGAGUCCCGGAUCUCGACCCUGGACAUCUCUUCUACGACGGCGAGAACUCAGUAGCAGACGCGUACGCCGCCGCCUUUCGCGCCCUCGGCCCGGCCGCCGACUCCGUCGUGACGGACAUCGAGUACAAGGACCUGUACGUCGCCGGGGGCUUCAGCAAGGACGGGCCCGUGUGCCGCAAGAACGAGAACAUCCUCGGCUACCCGGUCUCCCUCGACGGGUGGAACGCAACCGCCAUGCGGGCCGGGUUCGAGAUCUACGCGGAGCUCACGGCCGACCCGCGGUUCGCCACCUCGAUCUGGCUGCUCGAGUCGUACGGCAGGGGCAAGGCCCGGGAGAUACCGCCCGAUACCAACGCCGUGGCCCCCGAGGAGAGGGCGCUGCACGUCCUCAUCUCGCCCAUCAUGUGGUGGCAGGGGGCGGACCCGGCGGACGCGGAGAAGGCGUAUGCGUACGGCGAGCGGAUGCAGGAGGCCGUGCGGAGGGGCAGCUCGGGCCCUUCGCACAGCUACGUCAACUACGCCACGGGGGAGGAGUCGCUGCCCGAGGUUUAUGGCCGUGAUCGUGCGAGGAUCCGGCGGUUGCUGGAGCUGAAGGCCGUGUACGACCCGGAGAAUCGGUUUGGGUACUACGCACCGCUAUCCCGGCGGACCUGA